AUGGAGGGUCCACCAGAGUCCCUGUACCUCUGCUGCCCACCAGGGUCCACCAGAGUCCCUGUUCCUCUGCGGCCCACCGGAGUCCCUGUUCCUCUGCUGCCCACCAGGGUCCCUGUUCCUCUGCUGCCCACCAGAGUCCCUGUUCCCCUGCGGCCCACCGGAGUCCCUGUUCCUCUGCCGCCCACCGGAGUCCCUGUUCCUCUGCCGCCCACCAGAGUCCACCAGGGUCCCUAUACCUCUGCUGCCCACCAGAGUCCCUGUUCCUCUGCCGCCCACCAGAGUCCCUGUUCCUCUGCGGCCCACCAGAGUCCCUGUUCCUCUGCCGCCCACCAGAGUCCCUGUUCCUCUGCGGCCCACCAGAGUCCCUGUUCCUCUGCGGCCCACCGGAGUCCCUGUUCCUCUGCCGCCCACCGGAGUCCCUGUUCCUCUGCCGCCCACCAGAGUCCACCAGGGUCCCUAUACCUCUGCUGCCCACCAGAGUCCCUGUUCCUCUGCCGCCCACCAGGGUCCCUGUUCCUCUGCUGCCCACCAGGGUCCCUGUUCCUCUGCGGCCCACCGGAGUCCCUGUUCCUCUGCCGCCCACCGGAGUCCCUGUUCCUCUGCCGCCCACCAGAGUCCACCAGGGUCCCUAUACCUCUGCUGCCCACCAGAGUCCCUGUUCCUCUGCCACCCACCAGAGUCCCUGUACCUCUGCUGCCCACCAGAGUCCCUGUUCCUCUGCUGCCCACCAGAGUCCCUGUACCUCUGCUGCCCACCAGAGUCCCUGUUCCUCUGCCGCCCACCAGAGUCCCUGUACCUCUGCUGCCCACCAGGGUCCCUGUUCCUCUGCGGCCCACUGGAGUCCCUGUUCCUCUGCCGCCCACCAGAGUCCCUGUUCCUCUGCCGCCCACCAGAGUCCCUGUUCCUCUGCCGCCCACCAGGGUCCCUGUUCCUCUGCCGCCCACCAGAGUCCCUGUACCUCUGCUGCCCACCAGGGUCCCUGUUCCUCUGCGGCCCACCGGAGUCCCUGUUCCUCUGCCGCCCACCAGAGUCCCUGUUCCUCUGCUGCCCUCAAGGGAGAUCUGCCCUCCGGCUGAGAUCAUGAAGAACAUCCUCAACCUUCUCCACGGAGGCCGAGCGGAGACCAAUUACUCCACAUUACACGAUGCAACCAGGGGCACUUUCACAGCACCGACCGACCCGGACCCGGACCCGGACCCGGACCCGGACCCGGACCCGGACCCAGAACCAGAACCAGAACCAGAACCAGAAUCAGACCCAGGCCCAGACCCAGGCCCAGACCCAGAACCAGACCGGACCCAGACCAACCAGAACCAGAACCAGAAUCGGACCCAGGCCCAGACCCAGAACCAGACCCAGACCCAGACUGUGACCCAGACUGUGACCCAGAACCAGAACCAGAAUCGGACCCAGGCCCAGAACCAGAACCAAAACCUGAACCAGGCCCGCACCCGGACCCGAACCCAGACCCAGACCCGGACUCAGACCCAGAACCAGAACCAGGCCCGGACCCGGACCCAGAACCAGACCCAGAACCAGAACCAGACCCAGACCCAGACUGUGACCCAGACUGUGACCCAGAACCAGAACCAGAAUCGGACCCAGGCCCAGAACCAGAACCAAAACCUGAACCAGGCCCGCACCCGGACCCGAACCCAGACCCAGACCCGGACUCAGACCCAGAACCAGAACCAGAACCAGGCCCAGGCCCAGGCCCGGAACCGGACCCAGACCCAGAACCAGAAGCAGAACCGGACUCGGACCCAAACCCAGACCCGGAACUGGACCCGGACCCGGACCCGGACUCUGACCUGGGCCCAGAACCAGAACCCGAACCAGGCCCGGAAACGGAAACAGAAACGGACCUGGAACCAGACCCAAACCCAGACCCAGAACCAAGCCCAGGCCAGGCCCAAACCCAGACCCAGUGACAAGUGA
Synchiropus splendidus (mandarinfish) is the source of this 1938-nucleotide messenger RNA. RefSeq lists its product as uncharacterized. Gene Ontology annotation, cellular component: Scc2-Scc4 cohesin loading complex. The record is from RefSeq and is a predicted model, not a curated record. Gene Ontology annotation, molecular function: chromatin binding. The transcript has 6 exons. The coding region runs from base 1 to 1938 and encodes 645 amino acids. NCBI's taxonomy places the organism in Eukaryota, Metazoa, Chordata, Actinopteri, Syngnathiformes, Callionymidae. Gene Ontology annotation, biological process: replication-born double-strand break repair via sister chromatid exchange; establishment of mitotic sister chromatid cohesion; establishment of protein localization to chromatin.